Rodentolepis nana is the source of this 297-nucleotide messenger RNA. NCBI's taxonomy places the organism in Eukaryota, Metazoa, Platyhelminthes, Cestoda, Cyclophyllidea, Hymenolepididae. The record is from the annotation of a GenBank genome assembly.
AUGCUAGGUAGAUGCAAGCAUAUCUUCUGUUACGAUUGCAUCAAGAAGUGGUCUGAAGCUAAACGAACCUGUCCUCUUGACCGUACACCAUUUGACUCAAUCAAUAUACUACACGAAAUUGGUGGUGCAAUUGUGGAAGAGGAAAAGCUAGAACCACGAAGGUUGAUUCAACACAAUGGUCCGUACAGUGACGACGAUGACAGCUUGUUUCUUUUGGUUUCACCUCAAUUUGGGGAACUUAUUCGUUCAGGGAUGUAUUUACAUGUCAUUCAAGCAAUGCGCCGAGGAAGACCUUGA